AUGUCCAAGACGUUCACCACUCAAGAGGUCGCCCAGCAUAAGACCGACAAGGACAUGUGGCUCAUUGUCGAGAACGGCGUCUACGACAUCACAGCCUUCCAAUCAGAGCACCCAGGCGGCGAAAAGAUCCUCAAGCGCUUCGCCGGCAAGAACGCGACAAAGGUGUUUUGGAAGUACCACAACGAAAAGGUGCUCGAAAAGUACGGCGGCAAGCUCAAGAUUGGCGAAGUCGCCGAGAGCGCAAAGUUGUAA
Messenger RNA from Colletotrichum abscissum, 252 nucleotides. RefSeq names its product cytochrome b5. Gene Ontology annotation, cellular component: membrane; intracellular membrane-bounded organelle. Gene Ontology annotation, molecular function: heme binding. The record is from RefSeq and is a predicted model, not a curated record. NCBI's taxonomy places the organism in Eukaryota, Fungi, Ascomycota, Sordariomycetes, Glomerellales, Glomerellaceae. The transcript is spliced from 2 exons. The coding region runs from base 1 to 252 and encodes 83 amino acids.